Messenger RNA from Diceros bicornis minor, 4477 nucleotides. RefSeq names its product ataxin 1 (gene ATXN1). Gene Ontology annotation, biological process: nervous system development; negative regulation of transcription by RNA polymerase II. Gene Ontology annotation, molecular function: protein binding; RNA binding. The record is from RefSeq and is a predicted model, not a curated record. Gene Ontology annotation, cellular component: nucleus. Bases 1239 to 3668 code for a protein of 809 amino acids. The transcript is spliced from 10 exons. NCBI's taxonomy places the organism in Eukaryota, Metazoa, Chordata, Mammalia, Perissodactyla, Rhinocerotidae.
GGGGAGGGGAGCGGGGGGAGGAGGAGGAGGAGGAGAGAGCAGAGUAUACCGCAGACAUCAUUUCUACUACAGUGGCGGAGCCGUACAGGACCUGUUUCACUGCAGGGGGAUCCAAAACAAGCCCCGUGGAGCAGCAGCCAGAGCUACAGCAGCCGCAAGACACUGUUUCUCUCCCUCUGCCCCCCCUUCCCCACGCAACCCCAGAUCCAUUUACACUUUACAGAGCGUCGUGCAGCAAGUCACCAGGGUAGCCCCUUCAAGCUGCAGAUUUGUUGGUCAUCCUUGUACAACAGCCUUCUCCACGGCCACUACAGGGAAGUCCAUCAUGUAUCAGCAUACUGGAGCAAAAUGAAAGAGUUUCUUUUGAGGCCUCAAAAGUAGUGCUGCUGCAGAUCCUGAGCAAGAGAGAAAGAGUGAACUUCAGCCUGCACAAAUGGUCUUGAAACGCGGAUGGUUUUGGAUCUAGGCAUUUUACAGUGAGUAUAUCUACUGCCACCCUUUCUACUCAAGCAAAAUCUGUGUGAAAAGAUCUGCUGUGAAGGAACUGACUGCUUAUGUUUCUCCAUUGUGAUGAAAGCACGUGGUGUAGAAAAAGGUUUAAUGUAUUUCUUAAUGGCUUCAACUUGAAUUAGUGGAGUUGACUAAGACGACUCCUGGAGAAACUACCUGAUUGACGUUGGCAAGUCAGAGACCGGUUCACCACAGAGCUGUGAAAUCAGUGCUGCCUAUGUCACCUGGCCAGUGGGACCCUUGGAGCAGCCCUCGUGUGAGAGCAGAGCCUCGUCCCAACCCCGGGCAGCCUUGCUCCUGAGACAAGUUUUGGAAUUCAGAUGUUGUCCUUGAAGUGCUAGUGACUUCUCAGAUCAACUUGGGUCAUUCAAGCAUUCAUUUUCCAAAGAAAUUAGCCCGUUUUCUUGGUGAAGAGAAAUCAAUAUGCUGUUUUCAUAGGGGAUUUCUCAUCUCUCUGUGAAAGGAAGAAAGAACACGCCUGAGCCCAGGAGCGCUCCAGCUACUUGUGGGAAGUCUCCAUGGUGAAGGAUAGGCUGGGGCUACCUGUGAACAGCGCACAGUGAAUGUUAUUCCAGAGCUGCUGCUGGCGGAUCGCACCCACGGGGAGAUGAUUCCUCAUGAAGAGCCUGGAUCCCCUACUGACAUCAAAUGUGACUUUCUGUUUAUCAGACUAAAAUCAGAGCCAGCCAGACAGUGAAACAGUCACCGUGGAGGGGGGACGGCGAAAAAUGAAAUCCAGCCAAGAGCGGAGCAACGAAUGCCUGCCUCCCAAGAAGCGCGAGAUCCCCGCCACCAGCCGGCCUUCUGAGGAGAAGGCCACGGUCCUGCCCAGCGACAACCACCGGGCGGAGGGCGUGGCAUGGCUCCCCGGCACCCCUGGUGGCCGAGGCCACGGGGGCGGGAGGCACGGGCCGGCGGGGACUUCUGGGGAGCUUGGUUUACAACAGGGAAUAGGUUUACACAAAGCGCUGUCCACGGGGCUGGACUACUCCCCGCCUGGCGCGCCCAGGUCUGUGCCGGCGACCACGACGCUGCCCUCGGCUUACCCUCCCCCGCAGUCAGGGACUCCGGUGUCCCCGGUGCAGUAUGCUCACCUGCCGCACACUUUCCAGUUCAUUGGGUCCUCCCAGUACAGCGGGCCCUACGCUGGGUUCAUCCCUUCCCAGCUGAUCUCCCCAACGGCCAGCCCCGUCACCAGUGCAGCGGCCUCUGCCGUGGCGGCCACCACUCCAUCCCAGCGCUCCCAGCUGGAGGCCUAUUCCACUCUGCUGGCCAACAUGGGCAGUCUGAGCCAAGCCUCAGGACACAAGGCUGAGCCGCAGCAGCAGCACUUAGGCAGGACUCCGGGGCUCAUCACCCCCGGGUCCCCACCACCCACCCAGCAGAACCAGUAUGUCCACAUUUCCAGCUCUCCACAGAACGCCGGGCGCGCGGCCUCUCCUCCAGCCAUCCCCGUCCACCUCCACCCCCACCAGACGAUGAUCCCACACACACUCACCCUGGGGCCCUCCCCCCAGGUGGUAGUGCAAUACACCGACUCUGGCAGCCACUUUGUUCCUCGGGAGGCCACCAAGAAAGCCGAGAGCAGCCGGCUGCAGCAGGCCAUGCAGGCCAAGGAGAUCUUGAACGGUGAGAUGGAGAAGGGCCGGAGGUACGGGGCUCCCACCUCUUCCGACCUGGGCCUGGUGAAGGCGGGCAGCAAGUCAGUUCCUCACCCGUACGAGUCUAGGCACGUGGUCGUCCACCCAAGCCCCGCCGACUACAGCAGUCGGGACUCCUCGGGAGUCCGGGCCUCUGUGAUGGUCCUGCCCAACAGCAACACACCCGCAGCCGACCUGGAAGUGCGGCAGGUCACGCACCGGGAGGCCUCCCCCUCCACCCUCAAUGACAAAAGCGGCCUGCAUUUAGGGAAGCCUGGGCACCGAUCCUAUGCCCUGUCACCCCAACAGGCUCUGGGCCCCGAAGGCGUGAAGGCCGCCGCCGUCGCCACGCUGUCACCCCACACGGUCAUUCAGACCACACAUAGCGCUUCGGAGCCACUCCCGGUUGGACUGCCAGCCACGGCCUUCUACGCGGGGACUCAGCCGCCUGUCAUCGGCUACCUGAGCAGCCAGCAGCAGGCCAUCACGUACGCCGGCAGCCUGCCCCAGCACCUGGUCAUCCCCGGCACCCAGCCCCUGCUCAUCCCGGUCGGCAGCGCCGACAUGGAGGGGUCGGGAGCAGCCUCUGCGAUCGUCACGUCGUCGCCCCAGUUUGCUGCAGUGCCUCACACGUUCGUCACCACCGCCCUUCCCAAGAGCGAGAACUUCAGCCCAGAGGCCCUGGUCACCCAGGCCGCCUACCCAGCCGUGGUGCAGGCCCAGAUCCACCUGCCCGUGGUGCAGUCUGUGGCGUCCCCCGCCGCGGCCCCCCCCACGCUGCCCCCCUACUUCAUGAAAGGCUCCAUCAUCCAGUUGGCCAAUGGGGAGCUGAAGAAGGUGGAGGACUUGAAAACGGAAGACUUCAUCCAGAGUGCAGAGAUCAGCAACGACCUGAAGAUCGACUCCAGCACUGUAGAGAGGAUCGAGGACAGCCACCACCCAGGCGUCGCCGUGAUACAGUUUGCCGUCGGGGAGCACCGAGCACAGGUCAGCGUGGAAGUUUUGGUAGAGUAUCCUUUUUUUGUGUUUGGACAGGGCUGGUCAUCCUGCUGUCCAGAGAGAACCAGCCAGCUCUUUGAUCUGCCGUGUUCCAAACUCUCCGUUGGGGACGUCUGCAUCUCGCUUACCCUCAAGAACCUGAAGAACGGCUCUGUUAAAAAGGGCCAGCCCGUGGAUCCCGCCAGUGUCCUGCUGAAGCACGCAAAGACCGACAGCCUCACGGGCAGUAGACACAGGUAUGCCGAGCAGGAAAACGGAAUCAAUCAGGGAAGUGCCCAGAUGCUCUCCGAGAAUGGUGAACUGAAGUUUCCGGAAAAAAUAGGAUUGCCUGCAGCGCCCUUGCUCACCAAAAUAGAACCCAGCAAGCCCGCAGCAACGAGGAAGAGGAGGUGGUCGGCGCCGGAGACCCGCAAACUGGAGAAAUCAGAAGACGAGCCACCUUUGACUCUUCCUAAGCCUUCUCUAAUUCCUCAGGAGGUUAAGAUUUGCAUUGAAGGCCGGUCUAAUGUAGGCAAGUAGAGGCAGUGUGAGGAAAGGAAAGUCGGCUCCUUCUUACCAUUUGUAUCCAGAUUACUGUACUGUAGGCUACAUAACACAGUAUUUACAUGUUAUCCUCUUACUUUAGGUUUCUGUUAUAACCUUGUCAUUAGAGUUACAGCUGAUGUUGCCAGGAGACUGGUGCAUAUGCUUUUUCCUUGAGGGUCUGUCAGUGAGUGGGCAGGCGGGGGGCCAGGGCAGGGCCAGUCCAGGCUCUGGGCAUCCUGGUAGAAAUGAAUGUGGCUGCACAGCGCCUGCCUUUUCCAGCACAGAAGCAUCCACUGGGCGCUGACUUCCGCUGGUUUCAUGAGGAAGUUCUUUGGGAAGAGCACUGCAGGGGGUGUGUGCGUGCGUGCUUGUGUGCGUGCGUGUCAGGGUGCACGAAUGCUGCAUUGAGUGAGGGUCUCUUUCUCUCUGCCUCCCUCUGUCUCACUCUCUUGCUCUCAGCACGGGAUUGGAGGUCCAGAGGAAUGUCCUCAUGGACGCAUGCAAAAUAAACAUCAGGAACCCAGCUUCAGAGCAUCCUAGAGAGGCAUCAGACAGCAGAUGGAAAGACAGUGUAAAAGAACUGCCCUAACAGUGUAAAAGAACAUUUUUUUCCAACAUAUUUUACAAUAAAAGCAACUUUUAUUCAUAUAGAUACAUAUUUCCCCCUAUGGGGCCUGACUGCACUGAUAUUUUUUUUUAAAGAGCAACUACCACACGUGGGAUUUCGUUUCUGCUUUACUAGUGCAGUGAUGUCUCCAGGGUGUCGUGGUGGGCAGCGCAGCCCCUGAGUACAUCCCUCCUGG